Rosa chinensis is the source of this 3533-nucleotide messenger RNA. RefSeq names its product probable protein phosphatase 2C 65. Gene Ontology annotation, molecular function: protein serine/threonine phosphatase activity. The coding region runs from base 1786 to 3144 and encodes 452 amino acids. NCBI's taxonomy places the organism in Eukaryota, Viridiplantae, Streptophyta, Magnoliopsida, Rosales, Rosaceae. The record is from RefSeq and is a predicted model, not a curated record. The transcript is spliced from 7 exons. Gene Ontology annotation, biological process: protein dephosphorylation.
CUGAUUCUGGACAUCAUUACAGCUGUGACAGCAAAAAGGAUGGCAAAGAAGCCACGAGACAGUCGAGUAUAACUUGAGACUUAAUUGUCUGAUGUAUAUUCAUCUCACACUUUGAGGUUUAUAUAGGAUUACAAAAAGAAAGCAUACAGUUCACUACAGCUCAUCUAUCACUAUACCUAACACUACAGCUCAUCUAUCACUUAAUUGUAAAAGGUUGAUGACUCACGACAGAGACGGCAACAAGGACGGCAUAGAAGCCAUGUGACAGCGAGGUACAAUCAGAAAAUGAUGGCAGUUUUGCAAGAUAAUUUGAUUUAAUCUUGGCCGCAAUAAGAUGACUGCAAGGAAGGUCUUCAAUUUCUGAAAGAUGAUCAAUGGUUUAAUGUUCCAAUUGUUCCCUGAGGCACUUCUCAUUGAUGUUGGUGAUCAAGCAGAGGGGCGAUUCAAUUAAGCGUAUGGUUCUUAUCAAUAUAUAAACAUUAGAUCAAAGAUAUGGGAGUGCCAAAAGAGAGUGUAGGUGUCUGGGAGAAAGUUUGGACAGAGGAAGUACAGAAUUAAAUUCUGGUUGUGCUUCCAAUACUGGUUAGCUGGGAGGGAUGCCUAGAGAUGAGGAUUAGCGGCUCAUUGAGCAGCACUGGGGUUGUUCUCACAAACGGUGUCGUUUGUAUAUUAUUUAUGUAGAAUUACUUUUUUUUUUUUUUAAAUACUCUUCUUUGGGGUACUAAACUUAUACAGGAAGCAGGUUACAAACUACUACGUCGUACUACAAAACGCCCUUAGAGGCUCGCAUGAAUACAAGAUUAUCCUAGUUAAUUAAUAGGUUUUUUAUUUAUUUUAGAUGUACCUAGUUAAUAGAUUUGGGUGUAUAUUAAAAGAAUUUUAUAGGUAGGUUUAUCUAAUAUGUGUAGUGAAAUUGGGUGUAUAAUGAAAUUCUUCUUGCAUAUAUAUAGAUGGUUGUGAUCAAGUCAAACUAAUAAUCUAGUUGGCUAAAUCAACGAAUAACCACAAUGCUUUGAGAAUACAAACUGUUUUGGUUUACAUGCAGUUAGCCAAAACAGAAUGGAUGGUUCUGAUUAGUAAGUUGAACAUACAUAUAUUAAGGUUUUCACUCUCGAGUCAGUAGUUUGUUUACGAACAUUAUGUUUUGAUCUAACUUUAUCAUUUCUUGAUACAUUAAUUUUUAUUACGGUAAAUAAGAAAUAACGUAUAACAAGUCGCUAACAAUACAAUAUCAAUCCUUAACAUGUCAAUUUUUUCACAUAAGAUAUUAAGAUACAUGUCCAUAUAGCACAAAUUCAUGUGGUGCACUUUAAAUAUAGGAUUCAUAUGUAGAUAUAAGUAAAAGUAGGAUUAUCUACCCCAUUUCCUAACAAGAACAAGGGUUUGUUGCAACCAGCUCUUUGACUUAAACAUGGGUUGAGAUGAGCACGUCGAAAUUCUAAGAAAAAACCCACAAUAUCCAAACGGGGAGGAGCAUGCAACUUUUCGUUCCCAAAUUUUCAUUUUUUCUGUCAUGCUCUUGAUCCUCAACCAAAGCACAGAAAAUCGUGAUUGAUUAUUCUUUAUUCAUUCUUGUUCUUUUUUAUUGAUUGAUGCUAAUUCUUGGCUCCAUAUUUAUAGCCCGCAUUUGAUCCCCUUAAUUUGCCUCUUCCUACAACAUUUCUUGCCUUUUGGGGGUCAGAGAAAUUAAGCUUCAUUUUCUGGCAUUUCUCCAGCUUGUUUGGAUAUUGGUUGGGGUCACAUUGUAAAAGAAUCGAACCUCCGACCUAACCUAUUUCGAUAGAUAUGGGAGGUUGCUGCACCAAAGAUGCCUUGUAUUAUGGGAAUAACAUAGAGGAUGAUCGUUAUUGUAAGGAUAGUACUGAAUAUGAGGGUGAUGAUGAUAACAAUAUAAAGUAUGGGGACAAUGGAGCCCGGAUAAGAAUGCAAGGCUCUUCUAGGUACAUUUCAAUGUACACUCAGCAAGGAAAAAAGGGGAUCAAUCAAGAUGCUAUGACAGUUUGGGAGGAUUUUGCUGAGAAGGACAUGUACUUCUGUGGUGUGUUUGAUGGCCAUGGCCCUGAUGGUCAUAAGAUAGCGCGAUAUGUACGUGACAAUUUACCUUCAAAGCUCUCCCAAGUUGUCAAAAUUUACCAGCUUAACACUGGCAUUUUCGACAAUGCUAAUGCUGCCUCAAGUUUCUUCAAUCAAGAAAACAACACAAACCCCAUAAGUAAAGGCAGUCAAGAUUUGUCUCUUUCUUCAUGGGAAGCCAGUUUUGUUAAAUCAUUCAAGGAUAUGGACGAAGAGCUUAGCCUCGAUUCAACCAUCGAUAGCUUCUGCAGUGGUUCAACAGCUGUAAAUGUAGUUAAACAGGGUGAUCACUUGGUAAUUGCGAACUUGGGGGAUUCUCGUGCAGUUCUUGGCACUAGGGGAGAGGAUAAUCAAAUCGUUCCUGUCCAACUCACAGUUGAUUUAAAACCGGAUACUCCAAGUGAAGCAGAUAGAAUUAAAAAGUGCAACGGCAGAAUUUUUGCAUUGGAUGAAGAACCGGAAGUGUACAGAUUAUGGAUGCCGGAUGAAGACUGCCCUGGUCUAGCAAUGGCACGGGCCUUUGGAGAUUUCUGCCUCAAAGAUUAUGGCCUUAUCUCCAUUCCUGAAGUUUGCUACAAAAACAUCACAAGCGAUGAUGAAUUUGUGGUCUUGGCAACUGAUGGGGUAUGGGAUGCUUUGUCAAACGCUAAUGUGGUAAAGAUAGUUGCUUCUGCAAAGAAGCGAUCUACAGCAGCGAAGUUGUUAGUCAAGCGAGCUGUUAGAGCAUGGAAAAGAAAAUAUCCAGAAUCUAAAAUGGAUGACUGCUCAGUUAUAUGCUUGUUCCUGAAAGACCAACCUUCUUUAUCUCACUCAAUGUCUCACGGGAGCCGGGGAAGAGUAAAUGAUCCGGCGCUUGUUUCUUAUUACAGCACUAAAUCGAAUGUUCCAACCGAUGAAGGAGGCACCGAAAUGUCUGUUGUAAAUAGCAAAAUCUCAGAAGACUCAAAAGAUGGGUUGAGUGAUCUCGAUGGUUCUACAAGAGUAAAUUCCAUUUUGAAUGUUUCACGAUAUGAUAACGUUUUGACUUGGCGGAAAACAUCGAAGGAUUUUGAAGAGGUUGAAGCUCAUUAAUCGGUUCUCAAUGAGAUAUUCCUAUUGCCCUGUCAACAGUAUCUUAAUCUGAAGACCAAAAAUAUGGUCUUAACAGAAUGAUUUGCAAUCUGGGUUUAAAGAAUCAAUAUCCAGCUGCUUAGAACAUUUCCAUAUAUGUUUGCUUUGAUGUCUACCAGCACCUUCUCUAUAGUGCAAUUCAGCUACCUGCCAAAUAUUAAAGAAAAGGGGCUCUGAAUUAGAAUUGGUUAGGGGAAAUUGUACAUAUUUCUCUUACUAGCUAGUUACUUAGAAGCGCAAUGUAAAUAAGGGAUACUGAAUCAUGAGCCUACGUCUAUAUACUAUACCGUAAAAUCAUGUUUGUGUAUCAUAUUGAUACCGGUAUCGAUUAAUCAUACUUCAUUUCUAAA